This is a messenger RNA of Diuraphis noxia (Russian wheat aphid), 512 nucleotides long. RefSeq lists its product as uncharacterized. The record is from RefSeq and is a predicted model, not a curated record. NCBI's taxonomy places the organism in Eukaryota, Metazoa, Arthropoda, Insecta, Hemiptera, Aphididae. Gene Ontology annotation, cellular component: spliceosomal complex. Gene Ontology annotation, biological process: mRNA splicing, via spliceosome. Gene Ontology annotation, molecular function: nucleic acid binding.
CUAGGCACAUGAUAUAUCCGGACAUGAUAAGAUACGAUUAUUAAAUAAUGAUAACAAAUCCAGACAUGAUAACAAAAACGUCAAAAACAUGAUUUUGCGUGUGCGCGCACUGAAUGUCCGUGUCGUCUCCGUGAACGCAUUAUAUUCACGUUAUGAUGGAAGAAGUUAUGAUGGAUAAACAAAAAAUAUCUUUUUAUUUUAAAAACAAAACAACAGCAAUUAAUUUAAAUCCACAACAAAAGCCAGAGGAAGGUACUGUGGCGGAAGAUUUAGUCAUUAAUUUUCCAAAACAAAAAUCUCAGGAAGGGAAGGAGACAAACGCUGAAGACUAUGAAACUAUACCGAUCGAUAAAUUUGGAUUAGCUAUGCUUCGAGGUAUGGGUUGGAAACCUACUAAAGGUGUUGGUUUACUAAGCAUCUUGUGAGAUCCAGACACUUGUUCUAAUUCAAACCAUCAUACUUUGUGAGAUCAUUGCAACGUUGUCAUAUUGUUUGAAUAAUAUUACUGGGUA